Molecule: messenger RNA, 2450 nt
Organism: Apis mellifera (honey bee)
Lineage: Eukaryota; Metazoa; Arthropoda; Insecta; Hymenoptera; Apidae
Product: zinc finger protein 37
Exons: 2
Coding region: 928-2091 (387 amino acids)
Biological process (GO): regulation of transcription by RNA polymerase II
Cellular component (GO): nucleus
Molecular function (GO): RNA polymerase II cis-regulatory region sequence-specific DNA binding; DNA-binding transcription factor activity, RNA polymerase II-specific
Source: RefSeq, a predicted model, not a curated record
AUAUCAGAAAUACUUAUCCGUUUUGCGAAAAGUGGUUCGAUUACGCAAAGAAGAUUGAGAAUCACGUAAUUUAUGUGCAUAGAAAACCGUAUAAAUGCGACAUGUGUAAGAGAACAUGUCACACAGCUCGAGCUUUAAAGGAACACAAGAUGAUCCAUCGAUCGGAUUAUUUCUUCGAGUGCAAUAUUUAUCAUGUGAAAUACAAGAACGACAGCUUGAAGAAGCACAAUAUGCGACUCUAUGGCAAGUACGAAUCGAAAUACAUAUGCGAGCAUUGUAGCUACAAAUUGAAGACAAACUUGACUCAUCACAUGAAGAGAUUGCACACUUCAGAGUUACAGAUUUGUCGAUUCUGCGGGAAGUAAAAAGUAAAGAAUGUGAAGAUACACGAGUGUAGGCAUCAGAAACAUGACAAAGAAAUAAAAUACUUUCAUACUUGCCACUUGUGCCGCAAGCAAUUCCUUCACAGAAGUAGAUUAAACAAUUAUUUGAGACUCCACGAGAAAGGUUUUAAAUGAGAAUUGUAGCAAAGAAUAUGGAACACAUGAAUCAAUGAAUCACAAAAGAUUCAAGCAUGGUGCGUGAAGAUUUUGACCUGUAUCUUGUGACAAAAAGCGUUUCCUUUCAGCAGUAAUUUUUAAUAAAUGCGAUAUUUGCGAGGAAGAUUUUACUCAGCGUUCUAACCUUUUGAGACACAGAAAAUAUCAUCAUUUCCGCCGUUGCAAUACGAUACAUCCGCAGAUUGCUGAAUUGGGAUUUUUUAUUUGGAAAAACUACAAAUCAACAAAAGCUGCAUCUUGGACGCGAGAUUAUGAUUUGAAAUCACGUUCUUUGCGAAUUGAGUCUUGGAAUGUGGUUUCAAAUAAUUGAGAUACUGCUUUUUUGGGAACAAUAUAAAGUAUUUUAGAAGACAAUUUGAAAUUAUUAAUGUACAAUGCGCUAGACCCACUCGCUCCAACUUUUCUGAUAGUAAAGCUAGAAGAUAAUUACUUUCGGAUACCAACGUCGCUGAGCGUGUUCAUGAUGAAGGAACCGAAUCCGAACGGAGAGGCGAACGCCCAAUCGUCGUCGAAAGGCGAAAUCGUGGAAUCGGGGAAAACGAAGAACAACAACAACCAAUCGGAAGAGAAAACGAAGGAUAACGCGAGCACGGACGACCCGUUCGACGAUCUCGACGACGCGCCGUUGGACUUUCGAAAGAGGCAGGAACAGGAGAAGAGCAAAUCGAGCAAACAAGUUCCAAAGAAGAAGGUGCACACAUGCGAGAUCUGUUACGCAACGUUCGACCGUAAGAGCAAGCACACCAGGCACAUGUUCAAGCACAGCAACUCGAGGCCGCACAAGUGCGCCGUUUGCUCGAAAGGGUUCAAAACGACGGCUCACCUGUCCAGGCACAUGGAGGUACACGACGAGCCUGUCAAUUUGCACGCGUGCAGCCUGUGCGACUUCAAAGCGCGCACCAAACCCUAUCUCAAGAUCCAUUACAUCAGAAAGCACACGGAGGAUUACAAUUACAAGUGCGAGCAAUGCGGGAAGAUGUUCAAGGUGCAGUCGGAUUACACGACCCACGUGAAGGACCACGACACGGAGUCUUGCGUGUGCGACAUAUGCGGCUCCUCUUAUCCGAGCAAAAGCUCCCUCUACUUCCACAAACAUUACAAGCACAAGACGAAGGUGAAGAAGUUUCAAUGCCAGACCUGCAAGAAGAAGUUCAAGACGCAGAAGAAUCUCGACAGUCACAUGGAACUGCACAAGAUCAAGUACGUUUGCGAGCAAUGCGGGAUGGAGUUCAAGAGCAAAUACGGCCUCACCAAGCAUCUGAGGACUCAUUCAGGGGAGAAAUCUUAUUUGUGCGCGAUUUGCGGCAAGACAUUCGGGUGUCUGAGCUCGCAGAAGAUCCAUCUGUUGACGCACGUCGGCGAACGACCCUACGUUUGCGACAUAUGCGGGCAGAGCUUCACGCAGAGGUCGCCCAUGAUGCUGCAUCGCAGGAAGCAUCCGGGGGUGCAUCCGCCUCCCCCACCGAUCAAAAUAACGAACCUGCUUCACGGUGUACAGGACAAAAUAAUCGUGAACAAGAGCGGCAAGUAAAUGCAACAAAAUCCAGGUGGACAAUGUACAUUCUCUCUCUUUUUUUCCCCCUCUUUUUUUUUCUUUCUUAUUUUUUUUUUUCUUCUUUUUUUUUCUCUCUCUGUCUAAUGUUAAAGUUAGAAGGUGAAAAGUAUGAAGGUGAACGGGAGCAUCGAUUUUGGUUGUUGGUUAACGAUGUUUGUUCGAGUGAAGAAACUUUAUUCUCUUCGAGCGUUGAAGCGUUUCCCUGUGAAACUAAUUGUGUUCCAUUAGGUCGUUCAAUUUUUGAGGGAGGUUAAUAAGAAGUUUUUUGUGGGAUCGUACUAGAAGUAUUAGGUCGACAGACUGCGACAGUCGUGUUCAUCAGUCUACGUGAUAAC